AUGUCUUCGCAGCCAAAAGACGUCGUCAGCCGUCUUCUCGCAAACACUUCGAACGAGUCUGUCAUCAGAGAGCUCGUCGCUGUAGAUGCUACAUACAUUUCACUAAGCUACUCCAACCCUCCUCUGCACGAGAUAAUGGCCCAUGCCGGCGUGCAUGCAAAGGAAGGGCCUGGAGCAGUCAUCUCAACAUUCGCCAACGUCGACAAGAUCUGGGCGAAUGAGGAAUUCAAGAUCGAAGCGCUCUUCGGCGAGGGCCCUGAUGUCGCCGCCUUCGGUCGGUUCACCUAUCGUUCUCGAGCGUUGAACAAGGUCUACACCUCGCCCUUUAGUAUUCACUGCAAGGUCGAACAUGGACAGGUGGUGUAUAUGCUCUUUAUGGAAGAUACUUUUGGCACAGGUGCAACAUUUGAGAAAUCCGGCGAGAAGACCUAUGAGGUGGAACCAGGAAAGAGUUUCAUUCUAUAA
This is a messenger RNA of Cladophialophora yegresii CBS 114405, 465 nucleotides long. RefSeq lists its product as uncharacterized. The transcript is spliced from 2 exons. The record is from RefSeq and is a predicted model, not a curated record. NCBI's taxonomy places the organism in Eukaryota, Fungi, Ascomycota, Eurotiomycetes, Chaetothyriales, Herpotrichiellaceae. The coding region runs from base 1 to 465 and encodes 154 amino acids.